AUGUCCUCUGCCAAUACAGACAGCACCAUUGAUAGCAUAGUCUUCGAAAUGAGGCAACACCACGCACUCCGUAGCCGCUUGUACACCAGUCCCCGUCUGCCUACAUACCAGUCCUUCCUCGAUCAGCUACGGGACUUGGACACCGGUAGUCUGACACCGGGCGCAUACUGCCCAAUAUGCCGCGUACCAUUCUCGGAAUCGCAGACUAUAUCUAGCAACGCUGGAUCGGAGUAUCAGUAUGGUCUCGCCCUGGAAACUCUGCCAUUUCAUAUUGAAGACAGCCACGCUCUCAUCGACAGCCCCGUCCGCUUACCCUGCGCCUCCCAGCACAUAGUGGGUAAGGCGUGCAUCGUGACCUGGGCGACCGAAGGCGGCGGUACAACAUGUCCCCUCGACCGAGAGGAGCUUUUCAUUCUCGGCGCAGAAGACACGUUCUCUGUCACAGACGACGAACACCGCUUCAACACCGGUCUACGUGCCAUCGAAAAACUGCCAAUCCGGCAGCUCCUUGUGCGCUUCCGCGCCGCCACUGAAUCCGGCAUUGUGAGAGUGAACGCACGCGCCAUGACCAAGCGUCUGGCUACGUUGAUCUUCCGCAUCGUCUUCGAAACGCAUGGUGUUCCUGAGGCUGCUACGCUACGCUGGAAAUGGCCACGCAUUGGACGCCCGCUAUAUGGGUAUAACGAAGCGUCCGCGUUCCGCAGUGUGGUGAAGCAGUGGGUGGACGGCGAGCCGCUGGAAGAGGAUGGAGGGUAUCCAAGGCACAUUGUGACGUUGCUUAACCCUGCGCUGCCGCAUGUAUUUGCGCUGCUGUAUCGCCUUGCGCGGUUUUUUCAGGCGAGGAGCAUGUCUCUCGAUGAGUUGGCGUGCGCGAUGCAGCAGCACAUGCACGUGUUUUUCAAAGACUUUGCGUACGUUGUUACCGAUGAGAAGGUCUUAAGAUCUAUCACGUUCAAGACUAUCGAUAUUUGGACGACGCAGGAACUCCUCGUCACGCAGCUAAGAACAGCGACGAACCAGCCGGAUGAAUGGGCUGGCAUUGUGGGGCCGAGAGAUAGACCAGUGACGCCUUACUUUGGGCUGCGUGGGAGGGGCAGGAUUGGGUAUUGGCAUUUCAACAGGGAGAGCGAGAGGGAGAGGCGGGAAAGGCGGGCGACGCUAGGAGAAGCGGCUGGGUUGCUGGUAUACGAUGACGAUGAGGAUGUCCCACAAGGGGAAAGUGGGCGCGAGAGACCAGGAGUGAGUAGGUCACCAGACUUGGGUGCAUCGGUACGGCCGUGGUCGCCUCUGAGUGGCGAGACUGAAGAAGAAUUUACUCUGCUCACCAGUGGUAUCAUCAUUAAUGAUAGACGUAACCCGAGGGGGCUCCGCGAGGAGGCAUAG
Paraphaeosphaeria sporulosa is the source of this 1383-nucleotide messenger RNA. RefSeq lists its product as uncharacterized. Lineage: Eukaryota; Fungi; Ascomycota; Dothideomycetes; Pleosporales; Didymosphaeriaceae. The transcript has a single exon. The record is from RefSeq and is a predicted model, not a curated record. The coding region runs from base 1 to 1383 and encodes 460 amino acids.